Molecule: messenger RNA, 6113 nt
Organism: Psammomys obesus (fat sand rat)
Lineage: Eukaryota; Metazoa; Chordata; Mammalia; Rodentia; Muridae
Gene: Exoc8
Product: exocyst complex component 8
Exons: 1
Coding region: 48-2375 (775 amino acids)
Biological process (GO): exocytosis; Golgi to plasma membrane transport; intracellular protein localization
Cellular component (GO): exocyst
Source: RefSeq, a predicted model, not a curated record
CACUGGCUUGACCGCGCACGCGCCCUAGGCCGCUGGUGGUCUCGCGCAUGCGCGCUACCAGCGCCCCGCCCCGGCGCAGGCGCAGUACGAGAGUCUCGACUCCGGCACAGGCGCAAUGCGGCGCUGGGCCCCGGCGCCUGCGUUUCGGGGUUGCUCCCGCCCCGCUUCCUCGGUUGCCUCCUCCGCCGGGCUCGGGUGGGGCGCGGAGGCGGCGGGUGACAGCCAUGUCGGACAGCGGGGCGAGCCGCCUGCGGAGGCAGCUGGAGUCGGGGGGCUUCGAGGCGCAGCUGUACGUGAAGCAGCUGUCGCAGCAGUCGGACGGCGACCGCGACCUGCAGGAGCACCGGCAGCGCGUGCAGGCGCUGGCGGAGGAGACGGCGCAGAACCUGAAGCGCAAUGUCUACCAGAACUACCGGCAGUUCAUCGAGACGGCGCGCGAGAUCUCGUACCUGGAGAGCGAGAUGUACCAGCUGAGCCACCUGCUGACGGAGCAGAAGAGCAAUCUGGAGAGCAUCCCGCUGGCGCUGCUGCCCGCCGCCGCCGCGGGCGCCUCCGCGGGUGAGGACACGGCGGGCGCGGGGCCGCGGGAGCGCGGGGCGGCCCAGGCAGGCUUCCUGCCCGGGCCGGCGGGGAUCGGGCGCGAGGGCCCCGGUGCGGUCGAGGAGGGCAAGCAACGGACGCUCACCACGCUGCUGGAGAAGGUGGAGGGCUGCAGGGACCUCCUGGAGACGCCAGGACAGUACCUGGUGUACAACGGCGACCUGGUGGAGUACGAGGCGGACCACAUGGCCCAGCUGCAGCGCGUGCACGGCUUCCUCAUGAACGACUGUCUGCUGGUGGCCACCUGGCUGCCGCAGCGGCGAGGCAUGUACCGCUACAAUGCGCUCUACCCACUGGACCGCCUGGCGGUGGUCAACGUCAAGGACAACCCGCCCAUGAAAGACAUGUUCAAGCUGCUCAUGUUCCCCGAGAGCCGCAUCUUCCAGGCGGAAAAUGCCAAGAUUAAACGAGAGUGGCUGGAAGUGCUGGAGGAAACCAAGAGGGCACUCAGCGACAAGAGGAGGCGGGAGCAGGAGGAGGCGGCGGCCCCUCGAGCGCCCCCGACGGUCGCGUCCAAGGGCGGCAACCCGUUUGAGGAUGAGGACGAGGAAGAACUGGCCACCCCUGAGGCGGAGGAGGAAAAGGUGGAGCUCUCCAUGGAGUGGAUCCAGGAGUUGCCCGAGGACCUGGAUGUCUGCAUCGCUCAGAGGGACUUUGAGGGAGCCGUGGACUUGCUGGACAAAUUAAAUCACUACCUGGAAGAUAAACCCAGCCCUCCUCCUGUGAAAGAGCUGAGGGCCAAAGUGGAUGAGCGCGUGCGACAGCUCACCGAGGUGCUUGUAUUUGAGCUCUCCCCGGACAGGUCGUUGAGAGGCGGCCCCAAGGCUACUCGGAGGGCAGUGUCGCAGCUCAUCCGGCUGGGCCAGUGUACCAAGGCUUGCGAGCUGUUUCUGAGGAACAGGGCAGCAGCUGUGCACACAGCCAUCCGCCAGCUUCGGAUAGAGGGCGCCACUCUGCUCUACAUUCACAAGCUGUGCCACGUCUUCUUUACCAGCCUCCUGGAGACCGCAAGGGAGUUUGAGACAGACUUUGCGGGCACGGACAGUGGCUGCUACUCUGCCUUUGUGGUCUGGGCAAGGUCUGCGAUGGGCAUGUUCGUGGAUGCUUUCAGCAAGCAGGUUUUUGACAGCAAGGAGAGCCUGUCCACCGCAGCUGAGUGUGUGAAGGUGGCCAAGGAGCACUGCCAGCAGCUGGGCGAGAUCGGGCUGGACCUCACCUUCAUCAUCCAUGCCCUGCUGGUCAAGGACAUCCAGGGCGCCUUGCACAGUUACAAGGAGAUUAUCAUUGAAGCCACCAAGCACCGGAACUCAGAAGAGAUGUGGCGCCGGAUGAACCUGAUGACCCCGGAAGCCCUGGGCAAGCUCCGGGAGGAGAUGAGAGGGUGCGGGGUGGGGAACUUUGAGCAGUACACUGGGGACGACUGCUGGGUGAACCUGAGCUACACGGUGGUGGCCUUCACCAAGCAGACCAUGGGCUUCCUGGAGGAGGCGCUGAAGCUGUACUUCCCCGAGCUCCACAUGGUGCUCCUGGAGAGCCUGGUGGAAGUCAUCCUGGUGGCUGUGCAGCACGUGGACUACAGCCUGCGGUGCGAGCAGGACCCCGAGAAGAAGGCCUUCAUCCGGCAGAACGCAUCCUUUCUUUACGAAACUGUCCUCCCGGUGGUGGAGAGGAGGUUCGAGGACGGUGUGGGGAAGCCCGCCAAGCAGCUGCAGGACCUCCGGAAUGCGUCCAGACUCCUGCGAGUGAACCCUGAGAGCACCACUUCUGUGGUCUAAGGUUGGGGCGAUGCGUGCGUGCAUCUGUGUAUGUGUGUGUGCUCUGCAGAUGCAUUAUUUGUACUUACGUUACACUCAUCAGCACAUUCUCCAGAGACACAAACAGCAUGUAAAUGUCCCCUCUUAAAAAUACAGUCAGAAGGAGAAGUAUAAGUAUGUGUCAUCCCCCACAAACACUGGAACUACCAGAGCGUACACCGUGCUUCUAUGUUAACUCUUUAAGGACUGCUGGGUCACACCAUGGCAUUUCAGAUUACCCUCUCACUUGAAAUACACUGCUCACCAUGGGAAUGCCCUUGUGUGCUGCCUAGAGAAAUCAUGUGAAGCAUCCCGGCUCAGCAAAAUAGUCAGCACUGUGCAAUACGCCUGCUUCAUGGUCUCCUUAAACCAACCGAUUUGGAAAGAAAUGAGUUGGGAACAUUGGUUUGGGAUGAAUUUGAAUAAGUGGGUGCCAGAUGCCUCAGUGUAUUCUGUGGACGGAAGCCUUCCUAAAACAAUUGCAGGCAUCCAAAGGUCACUGGAAGGCAGCAUAGUCCACGCUGCUCAGCGCUGCAGUGUUUAGCUUGGAUGGGUCUUUUUUGGGAAUCACGAGGACUACAAUGAGUGGGUUUACUGCUGCAACACUUCUUGCCAUUGUCAGGAAGUGGGAAUCACUUAGCAGUAGGCAGUAACUCCAGGCCCCUCAGCACCAGCCUGGGUUAGGAGCCGAUGAGACUUCAAAUGCAGAACUCUAUAUUUGAAUAAUUUCUGGGAGUUCAGGGUCUCUGGAGAUUUGUUCCUGGUUAUUUUUGUUUUCUUGAGCUAGUUUCAGCCCAGGCUGGUCUUGUCCAAGGGUGACCUUGAAUUUCUAAUCCUGACUGCACUUCUCAAGGGCAGGGAUUACAGAUGGCCACUGUGCUCAUUUCUGCUGUGUUGGGGAAUAACCCAGGACUUUGUGCAUAUUAGGCAAACCCUUUCCGCUGAUGCACACCCGCUGCCCUGAUGAUGUCUGUUUUGCAACUUUUUUGUAACUUAGUGGAGACUUGAAGGGAGAUGGAAGAUACCUUAAGUGCAGGGAAAGAACCGUGUUCUAUUAAAAAAAACGAGUCAGGCAUGCUGGUGCACACUUUUAAUCACAGCAUUUGGGAGAAGCAGCAGGUAGAUCUCUGAGUUCAAGGCCAGCCUGGUCAAAAGGUGAAUUGCAGAACAGCCAGAGCUCUGUAGAGAAACCCUGCCCCAAAAACAACUUUUUUGUUUUUUGAGACAGGGUUUCUCUGUGUAGUCCUGGCAAUCCUAAAUCUGCUUUGUAGACUAGACUGGCCUUGAAUUCACAGAUCCACCUGCCUCUGCUCCCCUAGUGCUGGGAUUGGGAGCACUCCACCACGCCUGGGCAAAAAAACAACUCUUCAAAGAUUCCUGACUGUAAUAUGUAUUUCAGCUUGUUUGGUAAAGGGAAGGUGGGCAGGUGGGAGGUCCUAAGGUUUCCAAACUAUUCUGCUCUCUUCUGAUGAUCUAAAGUUCCACUCUUGGCAAGCGUUUGCUCAGAUCCAUUUCCCACUAGCUUCCAGCUGUGCUUUUUGUCCAGGAUGCCAUUUUUUUUUUUUUUUUCUUUUUUGGUUUUCUGAGACAGGAUUUCCCUAUGUAGUAUUGGCUAUCCUGGACUCUAUCUGUAGACCAGGCCGGCCUUGAACUCACAUCGAUCCACCUACCUCUGCCUCCCAAGUCCUAGGAUUAAAAGUGUGUGCCACCACACCCAGUUUCUAUGCCAUGUUUUUAUACCCAUUGGUUCUAAAGAUUAUUUUUGUCUGAAUAAAACAGGUAGUAUUAAAGCAUAAAAUUAUGUAAAGUCCUAAAUGGUUUCUGCCGUGAAUGCAAGGCUGUAAAACUCCUUGGCUUAGUUGACUCAAUUCGGGCAUCAUUUUUUUUUCCUGUCUUUUGUUUUUUUUAGCUCUACACACUUAAGGAGGAAAUCACUGAAAUCACCAUUGCAGGUUUCUACUGAUUUUUUUCUAAGUUAGGAUUUUUCUUUUCUUUUUUUUUCUCUUUUUUGUGGCAGGUCUCUUUAUGUAGACACUGGUCUCAUCCUCUCACCUCUGCCUCUCAAGGGCUGGGAUUAUAGGCUUGCACCACUAUUCCUGGCUGUGUUAGGAUUUUCUAUGUGACCUUAACUGGAUGUUCCAGCCAAACACAGAUACUAAUUUGUCUUAAGAUCACUGGAAACUUGAAUUUCAUAGAACUGUGUGGUUGUGAUUAUUUGGUGCCAUUUUAUAAGAAUGCCAGUGUGUCCCCAUAUUAGAAUAAAUGGAACUUACAAUAAUAAUCUUCCAUGUUAUAAUCUUACGGAAAUGGAAGUAGAGAACUUUAUUCUGCUAAGAAUGGGCUAAGGUAGCUGAGGGAAUAGUCUGGGGGAUGUGUACAAGCUGACUGGAUCCCCCUCAAGUGCCAGACACCUGCUGUAGUUGACUGUCCCCUUCAGAUGGGGUCAGGGCCGACUCCCAUGCUUCAUCAGACUCCAAGCAAGUUCUGAAGCUUGCAGCACUGUCCAGCGCAGUGGUAGUUCCAUGCAUAGCAGCAUCCUAAGUCAACAUUAAUCAUCUUUUCUUGUUUGCGUCAAAACUAGCUACACAGACCAGCUAUCGUGGACUGGACUGAUGACGCUUGGAAACUUGAUCUCGGAGAGCCUCCUGUCACUAAGUGCUCAAAGUCAUUUUUGUUCAGGCUGCUACCUGUCAAUAGAUUACCGGCAGUUUGAUCUUGCACCUUAGUGUCUUAGCCAAGAUUGGGAGCUGGGCUUGCUGUAGAUGAAAGCAUUGCUGUAGAUGAAAGCAUCGCUGUAUACUUUGAUAGAUAAGUCCUUUAAACUGCCUGAGAAAAUAAAGCUUUAUAGUGUUCUCAACUGGAUAGAACUCAUUGCUUAUAACAUUUUGUCUGUUUAUUGUUUAUUUUCUCAUUUGAGACAGGGUCUCUGUAGCCUAGGCUGCCUUAGAACUCUGUGGACACCAGUCCCCCAUUGAACUCAGAACAUUUGCCUCUGAGUAAAGGGCUUAUACUCAGCUCUUUUUCUUUGAGACAGGGUUUCUCUGUGUAGCCUUGGCUGUCCUGGAACUUACUCUGUAGACCAGACUAAUCUCAAACUCAGAGAGAUUCCCCUGCCUUUGCCUUCUGAGUGCUGAGCUAUAAACCACCACUGCUGGCAUCUCAUUUAUCUUUCCUCACCAUUUUUAUGUUCUUUUAUUUAUGUGGGGAGGACAGCUAUUAGAAGAUUUUAAGUGUUUGCUGUCAGAAUUGUGAAUGAGCAAAGUUUCCUGAAGUCCUGAGGGCGCGGGGACCAAACCUAGGCCUUGCUUACGCGAGGUAAGGACACGAAGCAGCAACCCAGGCCCUGGAAGCACAGUGGUCUGUUUUGUUUUUAAGAAAAUCCUUCACUGGGAAAUGACAGAUGUGCAAGGUAAGAAUCCUUCUUUGCUUUGUUUUUCCAGACAGCGUUUCCUUUUGUACUCUUGGCUGUUCUGCCUUGAACACUGGCCUUGAACUCAGAGAUCUGCCUGUGUCUGCCUCCCCAAGUGCUGGGAUUAAAGGCCUGUGCCACCAUGCCCACCUCAAGGAAAUAAGUCUAAAAGCCAAAUUCAUGCCACCUGCAGAUCACUGAGGCAAAUAUCACACCAGUGGGUAGAAGAUACAGAAGCCACUAUGCAGUUAAAAGGAUCAAACGCUGUGCUUUACCCUGUCUGCCCUCCAAUGUUUAUAACAGGAUAAAGU